AUGGCUAUCCCUUCCAACCGUAAGGCGAUUCUGCUCGCCAUCUUCAUCGCGUUCGUCCGACAAGAUGCUGUUCUCAUAACCGCACGUGAAUAUCUAGGUGGCUUUCUCUUUGGAUACGACAUUGGUGUCAUUUCAGGAUGUCUGAUCAUGGACGACUUCGUGGACCGCUUCGGGGAACAGAACCCGGAUGGGUCGUUCACACUCUCGAGUUCUCGUCAAUCUAUAAUUACCUCUCUGCUCUCUGCUGGAACGAUAGUGGGCGCAAUUGCACAAGCAUUCACUUCGGAUCGAUUCGGCCGGCGAGGCUCCAUCCUUACCUGGUCAUUCAUCUUCACCAUCGGAACCAUCCUGCAAACCGCCACUGUACGUUCAAUCGCGCAGCUCGUCGUCGGCCGGUUUAUUGCUGGCCUGGGUGUCGGUGCUCUUUCGGCUAUUGUACCGCUCUACAACGGCGAGACUGCACCGAAGGCGCUGCUGCAGAUCAUCAUGGGCAUCUUCAUCUCCUACGUCAUUGACCUGGGAACCCAUGCCAUCAAGGGUCCCGCGUCUUGGCGGAUACCCGUCGGCCUGCAAAUUGCCUGGGGCAUGAUCCUCCUUUCUGGCAUCUUCUUCCUGCCAGAGUCGCCACGACACCUCGUAGGUACCGGCCGGACAGAGGAGGCACGUAAAGUUGUCGCGGAGCUGAACAGCGUGCCGGAGGACGACCCUCUGGUCACCGAUGCCAUCGAGGAACUGGAGUACGGUAUCCACGCGGAGAACGACGGCGGAAAGGCGACGUGGCUCGAGUGCUUCUCGACGCGCAACAUGCUCUGGAAGCGCACGAUCAACGGCAUGAUGCUCCAGUUCAUUCAGCAGCUGAACGGGCAGAACUUCUAUUACUACUACGGCGAUACCUUCUUCAAGAGCGCGGGUACUGAGCUGUCCGCCUAUGUCAUUCAGGUCAUCCUCGGCGCUGUCUCCGUCGCCGGUACCAUUCCUGCUCUGUACUUGAUCGAUACCUGGGGCCGUCGGAAGUCCCUUAUGACUGGUGCCCUGCUUGAAGCUGCGUGUGCACUCAUCGCCGCCCUUGCUGGACACUUCCUGCUCGCACCAUCAGGAACGCCUACCGACCAGCUGACGUCGACGAAUAAGACUGGCGGCAAUGUCCUCAUCGCGUUCGCUAUCCUGCACGUCUUUGGCUACUCGAUCUUCUGGGGCCCCACACCCUGGGUGUACCUUGGCGAGUCGUUCCCCCUGCGCGUCCGCCCGAAAGCCAUUGCUCUCGGGUCCGCAACGAACUGGGUCUGGAACUUCCUGCUGUCCUUCUUCUCGCCCAGAAUAGCGGACGACAUCGGCCCGCUCAUCCUCCUCAUCUUCUGCGGCAUGCUCGUCUUCGGCUACGUCUACGUCUACCUGUUCAUCCCCGAGACGAAGGGCCUCUCGCUUGAGGAGGUCGACGAGCUCUACCGCGCGCGCGUCCUGCCGUGGAAGUCGAGCAGCUGGCGUCCGGCCGAGAAGCACCUCCACGACAAGAUCGACUCGGACAGCAAGACGUCUGCGCAGGCCACGGAGAUCAGGGAGGAGAAGAGCAAGGGCGAGGACGCCUAA
This is a messenger RNA of Fomitopsis serialis, 1587 nucleotides long. RefSeq names its product general substrate transporter. Bases 1 to 1587 code for a protein of 528 amino acids. Gene Ontology annotation, molecular function: carbohydrate:proton symporter activity. Gene Ontology annotation, cellular component: plasma membrane. The record is from RefSeq and is a predicted model, not a curated record. Lineage: Eukaryota; Fungi; Basidiomycota; Agaricomycetes; Polyporales; Fomitopsidaceae. The transcript is spliced from 9 exons. Gene Ontology annotation, biological process: transmembrane transport; carbohydrate transport.